UGUGUCAAACUUAGUGCGCUGCUGUUAUCAUGGACCUGUAAAGCGGUACUUCUAGCUUAGCUCUCCGUGGACUUCUCUAGCGACAUUGGUAACUCACUUUUCUUACAGAUGGACGCUGGAAACGGACAGAGAGUUCGACCUCUGUUGUUGGUUCAAUAAAGCUCCAGAGCUGCGUGUUGUUGAAACAGAGCCAUGAGACAAAGGGGUUUGGGGGUCAUGCGGGCUGUGGGACGCCUGCUGCUGUCCCUCCUCCUGCUGUCCUGGGAAGGAAAGCUCAUUCAGGUUGGAGGGGUUACAUCCGUCACCCUCCCAGAAUCCCUCCUGUUCGUCUCCACGUUGGACGGUAGUCUGCACGCUGUCUCCAAACAGUCAGGAGACAUCAAGUGGACCCUGAGAGAAGACCCCAUUAUUCAAGUACCUGUCUAUCUCACAGAGCCGGGUUUUCUCCCAGACCCCAAUGAUGGCAGUUUGUAUGUCCUGGGAGGCAAACACAAGGAAGGCCUGAUGAAACUACCCUUUACCAUCCCAGAGCUGGUUCAGUCGGCUCCCUGCAGGAGCUCUGACGGUAUACUCUAUACAGGUAAAAAGCAGGAUGUUUGGUUUGUGGUGGAUCCUGAGACGGGCGAGAAGCAAACCAGUUUAACCACCUCCUCCUCCGAAUCCAUCUGCCCUAACACUCCUCUGCUCUACAUUGGACGCACAGAAUACAUGGUCACCAUGUUUGACACCAAGACACAGGAGCUGCGAUGGAACGCUACGUACAAUGAUUACUCUGCUCCACCUUAUGAUGACAAACAGGACUACAAGAUGGCCCAUCUUGUGUCGAGUGGUGAUGGUCUCGUUGUGACAGUUGACAGAGAGACAGGUGACGUCUUGUGGAGUCAGAACUAUGGGUCGCCCGUCGUGGGGGUCUACCUGUACUCUGGCGACUCACUGAGACACGCCCCCCACCUGUCCCUCGCCAUGGAAACGCUACGCUUCCUCACCUUCUCCUCUGCCAACGAACAGGCAGACACGCACUCCACAUUGAAGUGGAGCUAUCAGUUUGUGAAAGAGCAAGCCAGCGCACAAGCACAACUAGUACCCACUCUCUAUGUAGGAAAAUUGGACUCCCACCUCUACGCCUCCACUUCCCUCGUCCACCAUGGAGUGUCAUUAGUGCCUCGGGGACUGGUCCUGGCUCGAAUCGAGGGUCCAGUGACGGCCGGAGUGACGGUCAGUGAGCGAGGGGAGUGUGAGAUCACACCGUUCACUGAUGUGCGCUAUCCUCCAGGGAGCACAAACAGCAGGAAAAACCACUGGCUGCUAAUAGGUCAUCACGAGCUCCCUCCAGUGGCUCACACCACCAUGCUGAGGGAUUUCCCAGCUGGCCUGCAGCGUUCUGGUGAGGCCGUCAUCCACCCUCGAACUUCUGCCUCCUCUGCCUCACCUGCCUCCUACUACCAUCAGCGCUACUACGAGACAGUUGCUGGUAGCCAUGGCGACACUCAUGCUAACAGAGGAGGGUUCGAUGGGAGGUCAACGGGACAGGCCCAGAGGCCGGCGGCUGUGACGCCUUUCUAUAUGAAUCUGGACCGUCUGACUCUGGCUGUUCUGACGCUGCUGCUGGGAGGAUGGCUGGCCUUCGCACUCACGUACCCCGUUCGUGCGGCUCAUCAGCUGAAAGCUCAGAGGCGGAUGGAGGAGGCUUUUGAGUCUCGUCUCCAGCGCAUGCAGACGAACAUGCAGACCGUGACCUCGGUUUCUUCAGACACAACCCUUUCUACUGACACAAACCUCUCCAGUGACUCUCCGCCUGCCUCUGCAGACCCUCCACCCAGUCCUCACACUCACAGCAGCAGCACCUCAGAUGUCGAUAGAAAUGGCACCGCUGGGCACAAACCCACAGCAGAAGGAAACAGUGAGGAGGUGCAGGUGGGAAAAAUCUCCUUCACGCCGUCUGAGGUGCUCGGACACGGCACGGCGGGAACUUUUGUCUUCAGGGGUAACUUUGAUGGACGCCACGUGGCGGUGAAGCGAAUACUGCCGGAGUGUUUCGAGGUAGCAGAACGUGAGGUGCAGCUCCUCCGAGAGUCGGACACUCACCCGAACGUCAUCCGAUAUUUCUGCACAGAGAGAGACCGCCUCUUCACCUACAUCGCCAUCGAGCUGUGCGCUGCCACCCUGCAACAGUACGUCGAGGAUCCGUCUUGCUUUCCUGAGCUGAAUCCUAUAACUCUGCUGGGAGAGACCAUGUGUGGCCUCUCACACCUCCACUCACUCAACAUAGUGCAUCGUGACCUGAAGCCUAGAAACAUCCUCCUCUCUGGUCCCAGUGCGCUGGGUCGGGUCCGAGCUCUCAUCUCUGACUUUGGACUCUGUAAGAAGAUCCCAGCCGGUCGGAGCAGCUUCUCUCUGCGGUCGGGAAUACCAGGAACUGAAGGGUGGAUAGCUCCUGAAGUACUGCGGGAUACUCCCUGCAACAAACCGACAGCAGCUGUGGACGUCUUCUCGGCAGGCUGUGUGUUCUACUUUGUGGUCAGCAGGGGGCAGCACCCCUUUGGAGAUUCAUUAAGACGGCAGGUCAACAUCCUGUCAGGAGAAUAUUCACUCUCGCAUUUUAUGGAGGACAUACACGAUAACGUCAUAGCACAGGAUCUGAUCGAGCAGAUGAUCAGUGCCGAGGCCGAGUCGCGGCCCUCCACCGCCUGUGUGCUCAAACAUCCAUUCUUCUGGAGCCCUGAGAAGCAGCUGCUCUUUUUCCAGGACGUGAGUGACCGCAUAGAGAAGGAGCCAGCAGACAGUCCGAUCGUGGUCAAACUGGAGACUGCAGGGAGAACGGUGGUCCGAACCAACUGGAGGAUGCAUAUCUCUGUGCCUCUGCAGACAGACUUGAGGCGGUUCAGGACAUAUAAAGGAAACUCAGUCAGAGAUCUGCUGAGAGCCAUGAGGAAUAAGAAACACCACUACCACGAGUUGCCACCGGAGGUGCAGGAGACUCUCGGUGAGCUGCCCGAAGGCUUCGUCAGCUACUUCACCUCGCGGUUUCCACGGUUACUGAUGCACACACACGCUGCUCUGCACAUCUGCUCCCACGAAAGACUGUUUCACCCCUACUAUCUCCCCCCCAACGCGAAACAGCAAUAACAUGACUCUGCACAUUUUACUCUAUGCACACUGAUGUACUUUUUUGAAGAGCAACAGAAAUCGCUGACAGUGCCCCUUUAUUGCUUUUGUAAAGCCUGCACUGUAUUUUUGGUACAGUGCUGUGAAAAAGUUUUUUUAUAUGGCUUGAGUUGUUUUAUAAUAAUUUUAUUUUUCUGCAGCUGUUGAUCAGGAAACGUUUUUAAGAUUAAAAUAGAAAGCACUCCGAGCAGACACCUCCACUGAAGCUGCAUACAUUAUUAAUAUAAUUAAUGAACAAUGUUAAUGAACUACAUCUUAAUGUGUCAUUUUUAUAUACAAUUAAAUGCAAUAGUUCAUCAAUGUGUUUCCUCUAAACUACUGUAGAAACAUGGCGGUGCACCACGGUGGACUCCGUGUAGAGGACCUGUUCCCCAUGUUGAUAUGAAGAGCUCAUUCUAAGCCAACAAAAACACAAUUUUUAGUUUCAGGUGAUUAUACACAAAUAAUAACAUAGUUCUGACUACUAUAUUCCAUUUCUGCUAAUAGAUCCCCAGAAAUGCAACACACUGGUCCUCUAAAGUUUUUUAUUUUUAUUUACUGUUUCAUAAUGGACAGACAGAGGGAGAGAGAGGGGUAUGACAUGCAACAAUUUGAUUUUUAAAGUUUUUCUGAAACCUAUAUAAUGUUAUUUAAUAUUACAUUAAACCAAUAGUAAAAUGUUAUUUAUUUUAUGAUGACAUUCAUUUGAAAUCAAUAAAAAACAAAACAACAUAACAGAUUUUCUGGCAUCCAACGCACUCUGAUUUGGUUGACACGAGCGUAUUGUUUACCUAUUAAAAGCUCUGGUGUCCAGAUUAAACGGCAGCACAAACCGUAUGCGAUGUGACACAAACACUUUAUGUCAUAGUAGAAAUCUCUGCUAUCCUUUUUACCAGAUAAACCGUUUACUCCUGUUGCUGCUGUGCUUCUCUCAGCUCCUCUGUAGGAACAAAGACUCCACAAUAUUUGCUUUGCUGUUUGUUUUUAUGUUUUUGAUAUGUUUGUGCGAAUGCAGCUACACUGACUGAAGAAUGUACUGAGCCUUGUUUCUCACCUAAAGCAGUACAUGAAGUAGAUGGUCAAAUAUCGUUGGCACUGUUAAAAGAGUUCUGGGAAAAUCAGAUCGAUCACCAAUGUGUGCAGGCAAUAAUGCAACAACGGCAACUACAUCAUUUGACAAUGUCAUUUAAAUUUAUAGACAUUUUCAAAUGAAAUGCAAUACAUGUAACCACUCUUGAAUGUUGGUAUUUCUUGACAUUUUUUAGACACUCAGAAUGACACUAAAUGCUCUCAGAGAUAUGUGAAGUAUCUCCCUGUAACUACUGGAUGAAGGUGUUUUUAUUGGUCUGCAGUAGAAUGAAUGAUGAAGAAUCGAAACUUUUGUACUUUUUUUGCGAAUGAGUGAAUUAAACGCUUUGGG
Anoplopoma fimbria (sablefish) is the source of this 4564-nucleotide messenger RNA. RefSeq names its product endoplasmic reticulum to nucleus signaling 2 (gene ern2). Bases 193 to 3126 code for a protein of 977 amino acids. The record is from RefSeq and is a predicted model, not a curated record. Gene Ontology annotation, cellular component: IRE1-TRAF2-ASK1 complex. Gene Ontology annotation, molecular function: RNA endonuclease activity; protein serine/threonine kinase activity; ATP binding. Lineage: Eukaryota; Metazoa; Chordata; Actinopteri; Perciformes; Anoplopomatidae. Gene Ontology annotation, biological process: mRNA processing; IRE1-mediated unfolded protein response; protein phosphorylation. The transcript has 24 exons.